GUGGGCUCCAAGAGCGAAAGCGCGCGAGUCCAGGGCUGGCCCGCUGCUUUGGAACCGCUGGCCGCGGCGCUGGGCUUGGCCCUGCCGGGACUUGCCUUGUUCCGAGAGCUGAGCCGGUGGGGCGUUCCCGGCGACGCCGACCGCACCAAGCUACUGCACUGGGGAAGUGGCCCCGACGCCUUCGUCCUCAGCUACGCGGCCGCCCUGCCCGCAGCCGCCCUGUGGCACAAGCUCGGGAGCCUCGGUGGUGGCGGGGGCUCCGCAGUCGCUGUGCGUCGCCUGCUAGGCUGCCUGGGCCCCGAGACCCGCCGCCUGCCCCUGGUUCUGACCCUGUUGGUCCUCUCCUGUCUUGGGGAGAUGGCCAUUCCCUUCUUCACCGGCCGCCUCACUGACCAUCUUCUGCAGGACCGGGCCCAGGAUGCCUUCACUAGGAACAUAACCCUCAUGUCGGUCCUCACCAUAGCCAGCGCGGUGUUGGAGUUCAUCGGGGACGGACUCUACAACAGCACCAUGGGCCGUGCACACAGCCACCUGCAGGGAGCGGUGUUUCGGGCCGUCCUGAACCAGGAGACAGAGUUUUUCCAACAGAACCAAACAGGAGACAUCACAUCUCGGGUGACAGAGGACACGGCCAAUGUGAGCGAGUCACUGAGUGAGAAGCUGAGCCUACUGCUGUGGUACCUGGCGCGAGGGCUGUGUCUCCUGGGGCUUAUGCUCUGGGGGUCACUGUCCCUCACCAUAGUCACCUUGGUCACCCUGCCUCUGCUUUCUAUUCUGCCCAAGAAGCUGGGAAAAUGGUAUCAGUCACUGGCAGUACAGGUGCGGGAAUCUCUGGCAGAGUCCAGCCAGGUGGCCAUCGAGGCUCUGUCAGCUAUGCCUACGGUCCGGAGCUUCGCCAACGAAGAGGGCGAGGCCCAGAAGUUUAGGCAAAAGCUGCAGGAAAUGAAGACACUCAACCAGAAGGAGGCUGUGGCCUAUGCAGUCAACCAAUGGACCACCAAUAUCUCAGGGAUGCUGCUGAAGGUGGGCAUCCUCUACCUCGGUGGGAAGCUGGUGACGAGUGGGGCCGUAAGCAGCGGGAGCCUCGUCACAUUUGUUCUCUACCAGAUCCAGUUCACCACGGCCGUGCAGGUGCUGCUCUCCACCUAUCCCAGUGUACAGAAGGCUGUGGGCUCCUCAGAGAAAAUAUUUGAAUACCUGGACCGGACCCCUCGCUGCCCGCCCAGUGGACAGUUGACCUCCUUAAACUUAAAGGGCCAUGUCCAGUUCCAAGAUGUCUCCUUUGCCUACCCGAACCGUCCGGACGUCUCAGUGCUGCAGGGGCUGACAUUCACGCUACGUCCUGGUGAGGUGACAGCACUGGUGGGACCCAACGGGUCUGGAAAGAGCACCGUGGCUGCCCUGCUGCAGAAUCUGUACCAGCCCACCGGGGGGCAGGUGCUGCUGGACGGGGAGCCCCUUCCUCAGUACGAGCACCACUACCUGCACAGCCAGGUGGCUUCAGUGGGACAAGAGCCACAGCUCUUUGGAAGAAGUCUUCAAGAAAAUAUUGCCUAUGGCCUGGUCCAGAAACCAGCUAUGACGGAAAUCAUAGCUGCAGCAAUGGAAUCCGGGGCCCAUCAUUUUAUCUCUGGACUUCCUCAGGGCUACGACACAGAGGUGGGUGAGUCUGGGAGCCAGCUGUCAGGGGGUCAGCGACAGGCAGUGGCCUUGGCUCGGGCAUUGAUCCGGAAACCACGUGUACUCAUCCUGGACGAUGCCACCAGUGCCCUGGAUGCAGACAGCCAAUUACGGGUGGAGCAGCUCCUGUAUGAGAGCCCGGAGCGGAGCUCUCGCGCUGUGCUUAUCAUCACCCAGAGUCUCAGCUUGGUGGAGCAGGCUGACCACAUCCUCUUCCUGGAGGGAGGCAUUAUUUGUGAGGCGGGGACCCACCAGCAGCUCAUGGAGAAGAAGGGGCGCUACUGGGCCAUGGUGCAGGCUCCUGAGGGUGCUCCAGAAUGAAAGGCUCCCUGGACCUGCACUCACUAUCUCCUUUCCGUUCCUUCUCCAAUUGGUGGUGGGGAAGCUGGGAACGAAGAUCUUACCAGAGCUGGAGAGUAGGCAGCUCCUUCUAGGAGGAGUUACCCUAUAUGGGAUGCCUGGAAGCUGAUGCGAAUGUUACCUUUUCUCCAAGCUCCUCUUGAGAAUGCGGACUUCCUGGAAGACAUCUAACUCCUUCCUGUAACUGGGCUUAGAGCUGGGGUUGCUGUUGUGAUGUGGAUAGUUCUGUGAAAUUAAGGAAAAAUGACUCAGAAUGUUCAGAACAGGAGAAUGAGCUAUUUUCAAUGACCAAAGGUAUAUGCUUGUCCAUAAACCUGAGGUGUCUUUGAUAUUUAUAAUAAAUUUUGUGUUUUGUA
This is a messenger RNA of Tupaia belangeri chinensis (Chinese tree shrew), 2396 nucleotides long. It is a transcript of the gene TAP1, whose product is annotated as transporter 1, ATP binding cassette subfamily B member. Gene Ontology annotation, cellular component: membrane. The record is from RefSeq and is a predicted model, not a curated record. Gene Ontology annotation, biological process: peptide transport; transmembrane transport. Gene Ontology annotation, molecular function: ATP binding; ATP hydrolysis activity; peptide transmembrane transporter activity. Lineage: Eukaryota; Metazoa; Chordata; Mammalia; Scandentia; Tupaiidae.